ACCCCACUGUUUGUAGGGUUGGAUUUAUUUGAAGAUCCUGCUGCUGCUGACUUGAGUUACCUUGAGAUUUAGGCGUUUUAUUUGUUUGAACUUUGUUUACCCUUCUAAUUUAUUUCUCUAUUCAAUGUUUCAAAAACAAACCAGAAGAUGACGUGUCUCUCUCGAACCUCCACGUCAUCAGUCGGACUCAACACCCUUCUCUCAAAUAUAGUUAACCCGACCACCAAACCCAGAUUCAAAUCCGCUCUAACAUGAAACCAUGCCCCCACUCUAUCCCCCUCCGCUCGGCAGCCAUCAAACAACAAAACAAAACAAAUAAUUAAUUAAUUAAUGUAAAAACAUAAUAUAAAUAGAAAAAAAACAAUGGCGUCUCGUUUUCGCUCAUAGCAAAAGAAAGAAAGAAACUUUCUUUUUUCUUUUUUGGGUCUUCGAACGGAGAAAGAGAGAAAUGGAAGGAGGAGGAGCUCAGUAUAAUCCUCGCACAGUUGAAGAAGUUUUUAGGGAUUUCAAAGGACGAAGAGCUGGCAUGAUCAAAGCUCUCACCACAGAUGUUGAAGAAUUUUAUCAGCAGUGUGAUCCUGAGAAAGAGAACCUGUGUUUGUAUGGCUUCCCAAGUGAACAAUGGGAAGUCAAUUUACCUGCUGAAGAGGUCCCUCCAGAACUACCAGAGCCUGCCUUGGGUAUUAACUUUGCAAGAGAUGGCAUGCAAGAAAAGGAUUGGCUAUCUUUAGUUGCUGUCCACAGCGACGCAUGGCUACUUUCUGUUGCCUUCUAUUUUGGUGCAAGAUUUGGAUUUGAUAAAGCUGACAGGAAACGGCUUUUCAACAUGAUUAAUGAUCUUCCAACAAUAUUUGAAGUUGUAACCGGUGGUGUUGCCAAGAAACAAACAAAAGAGAAGUCAUUGGUUUCAAAUCAUAGUAGCAACAAAUCAAAAUCCAACUCAAAAGCGGCGAAGCAUUCAAAAGCAUCACAGCCGAAAGACGAAGAGCAAGGGUUGGACGAGGAAGACGAAGACGAGCAUGGAGAGACCUUGUGUGGGGCUUGUGGUGAGAACUAUGCGUCAGAUGAGUUCUGGAUUUGUUGUGAUGCAUGUGAGAAGUGGUUCCAUGGGAAGUGUGUGAAGAUCACUCCAGCUAGAGCCGAGCACAUUAAGCAGUACAAAUGCCCGUCGUGCAGCAACAAGAGAGCUCGCCCUUGAUGAUGUCGUAAAAAUGUACUCUCUCUCUCUCUCUGUCUAUUUGUACUUUUAGUCUUGGUGUAGUCUGCUAACUGUGGUAUUAGUUUGUGUCUUGUAUGAAUUAGAAUAGUGCAGCAUAUGAAUUGGUGGCUUUGGUUGAUGGUAGGAAAUCUGUGUUUUCAAAUGCUAUUUAUUGUAGUUCAGUGUAUGAUUAAAUUCCCUUGUGAAGCAUUGGGAAAUAUCUUUAUUUUGAGUAGGGAAUUGAAUUUGAAA
Molecule: messenger RNA, 1450 nt
Organism: Gossypium arboreum
Lineage: Eukaryota; Viridiplantae; Streptophyta; Magnoliopsida; Malvales; Malvaceae
Product: PHD finger protein ALFIN-LIKE 3-like
Exons: 5
Coding region: 449-1198 (249 amino acids)
Biological process (GO): regulation of DNA-templated transcription
Cellular component (GO): nucleus
Molecular function (GO): transcription coregulator activity; histone binding; transcription cis-regulatory region binding
Source: RefSeq, a predicted model, not a curated record